Molecule: messenger RNA, 441 nt
Organism: Prunus dulcis (almond)
Lineage: Eukaryota; Viridiplantae; Streptophyta; Magnoliopsida; Rosales; Rosaceae
Product: probable cyclic nucleotide-gated ion channel 5
Exons: 1
Coding region: 1-441 (146 amino acids)
Source: RefSeq, a predicted model, not a curated record
AUGCAGGUACAAUUCCUUAAGGUUAUGGAUGAAAAAGUGCUAAAAAUGAUUUGUGACUAUGCGACGCCAGUGACGUUCCCCGAAGAUAAAAUCAUAUUUCAAAUGCGGCAUCCAGUUGAUCGCAUGCUCUUCAUUAUAGAGGGCACUGUCUUGACCUACAGCACAACUUCUGAUCCUGGUCCUACACGUGGUGGAAAAACGACGACAAAUAACCGUGCCUCCCCAUCAAUUGCCACCAAGCAACUUGGGAAAGGGCAGAUUUAUGGAGAAGAGCUUCUGAUGAGGGCAUCGCCCAACAAAUCUAGGGUUGACAAGCUUCCUACCUCCACCGAAAUUGUGAAAUGUCAUACGAAAGUAGAAGGCUUUGCUCUCUUAGCCAAGAACUUGAUAAGUGUAGCCUCCAAAUGCCAACGCUGGUGGAACUUAAACAAUGACCCUUGA